Cajanus cajan (pigeon pea) is the source of this 1399-nucleotide messenger RNA. Lineage: Eukaryota; Viridiplantae; Streptophyta; Magnoliopsida; Fabales; Fabaceae. The record is from RefSeq and is a predicted model, not a curated record.
AUGAAGAACCUUCUGCUGUCUUUUUCCAACCGUGCCGAGGUGACGGGGCUUCGAAUCCAGACUUCGUUUAUUUGAAUCAAGGAUCGUCCAAAUACCCAUUCUUUUACGUGUAUGAUUAUAUGUUCCGGGAUCUGAAGAUAUCCCUCCCUUUUGACGAUUACUUCAUGAGUAUACUUCGACUUCUUAAUGUGGCGCCGAGCCAACUUCACCCGAACACCUGGGCCGCUAUGCAAGGGUUUAGGCAUUUGUGUCUAGCCCUCGGUCUCCAACCCACUCCACAUCUAUUCCUGCACUUCUAUACGUCUCGGCCGACGAAAAAGGCUAAGUGGCUGUCGUUGAUUCGUCACAAUGAUUGCUUGCUGCAACCUUUUACCACCUCGUACAAAAAAUUUAAAGUGGGAUUUAUGAAGGUGAUGAUUCGGCCAGAACCAGGAAAAAAGUAUUUCUUUGAUGCCGAAGGGAAUCCCCUAUUUCCCUUGUAUUGGACCCGGAAGCCGCGCAAGUACGACACGGUUUCCAAAUCACGCAUGUCCCCGGAGGAGAGAAUGAGUCUAAGUUUUUUAGACAAACUACCUCGGCCUCUACCAUGUCGUCCUCUGAUCCGGUUGUUUGAAUCGGCCGAUGUAGUCGAGGAACUAAUUGGUAUAAUGGCUGCCCAUGGAGAUGACGAUCUAGACAUCCGUAACCUGAUCCGGAAUCAAUUGGCGGCGACUAUUGGAAACAAGACUUCAGCCCCGAUGGGUGGGAAUCAAGCUACCGUCCAAGCUGGUGGGGUAGGGUCUUCGGCUCGGAAAAAGAAACCCACUCGGCCCCAACCUGAAAAAAGAAGGCCGGAUGCAAGGGCCGAGGAAGAAAGUCGCCGGGCCAAACAACGCCGAGUGGCUAGCCCCCCUGUUCCAGAAGGUCUAUCUUCGCCAAGUUUUUUGGCCGGGAACGUCAACGCUCAGGAUUUCCUGAGUCAAGACUUAACUUCUGAAGCCGGCCAAGGGAUGCUGAGUCGCAUGAGCUCGGCUCAAAAAUGGAGCUUCUUCUGCGAGUUCCAAGUGCGGGCCGUGGCAAUGGCCCAAAGCAUAGUUAUGCAGCCGAACGGCGAGGCUGAUGGGCUGCGCCGGCAGCUUGCUGAGCAGGAGAAGUAUCUUCAAGAGACGUUGGCGGCUUUAACAGACGCUCAAACAUCCAACAGCAAGUACCAGGCUGAAAUGGAUCGCAGAGGGCGGGUUGCCGACGACUUGGCCUUGAAGGUUCAGCGUCUCGAACUUGCUUUGAAGACCGAGACCGACAAGGUUACUGCUCUAGGGAAGGGGUUGGAUGCUGAGAAGACCGCUUUCGAGGCCUAUAAGGAGAAAGCGCGUGCCAAGGUCCUUAGCCAGCAUCAGGCCGGCUUUGCCCAAGCGGCUCG